Messenger RNA from Mesorhabditis spiculigera, 2004 nucleotides. The record is from the annotation of a GenBank genome assembly. Lineage: Eukaryota; Metazoa; Nematoda; Chromadorea; Rhabditida; Rhabditidae.
AUGGAUGCCUCCGAGGAGCUGACCUACACGAACUGCAACUUUUUCCGGAUCCGAAUAUGUUAUUCAAUCCUCAGCGGGCGUCCGGUGUCGAUCUCAAAAAUUAGAGAAGAUGAUGACAGCCCCGGAAUUCGCGACUAUGAAGCCAAAUUUAUUUCGCUCAUGGAGAAAAUCACAAACGGCACAAAGGUGGUCAUCAGCAGAACAGGUACUGAUGUUACUUUUCGGCCAGGAAUGAUCACGGGUGGAUGCGUGACGCUGAACUGCGGCACUGAACGUUGUCUGAGCUAUUUCCUGGAGCCGCUGAUUCUCAUCUCGCCGUUUUGCAAGCAGCCAAUGCGGAUAAAGUUGAUUGGGGUGACCAACGCGCCAAACGAGCCUUCUGUCGACAAUAUGAAAACCGGAUGGCUGAAUGUGUACAACAAAUUCGUGCUUAACGAUGAAGCAUUAGAACUCAAGAUCGAGCGUAGAGGUUUGAAGCCAGACGGAGGCGGCGUCAUUGUCUUUUCAGCCCCAAUUGUACGCGUGUUGAGGCCGAUUAUACGAGAAAAACCGGGAAAAGUAUGCAAGAUCCGUGGACUGGCCUAUGUUACAAAGGUUUCCCCAACACUAGCUCAUCGGACGAUCGAGGCGGCAAAGAAAGCGCUACGAGAUUAUAUUGCGGACGUCUACAUUACAGUAGAUCAGCGGAAGGGGGACGCUGGCGGAAAUUCCCCUGGUUAUGGCAUAUUCCUAUGGGCAGAGACGACAGAAGGAGUCUUCUAUACAGCAGAAGCCAUCUCAAAGCCAAAAGGUGAACCUGGCGACCCAUUGCUACCUGAAGAUAUUGGCACCGAGGCUGGGAAUGCGUUAUUGGAAGAGAUUUAUCGGGGUGGCUGCUGUGAUUCAACGGCACAAACUUUAGCCACCACCUUCAUGACACUUGGCGACAAAGACGUUAGCAAAUUUCUUACCGGACCUCUUUCCACAUACAGCAUUCACGUCUUGCGCCACCUGCAGCAAUUCUUCCAAAUCACCUUUAAAAUUGAUGACUACUCCGCGACGGAUGCGGGACUUGAUAUGUUUAAUUUUGCAAAACAGUCUCCUUGGGACUAUUUUCUUGAAACCGAAGACGGGGAGAAGGCCAGCGAUGUCUUGGAAGCAUCGUUUAGUGCCGAGCGCCGGAUUAGGGACUCUGAAUGGAUGUGGCUGAAAGCUGUCCUACAGCUCAAGAGCUCGGCUGCAGUUCUCAAUGGAGGCAAGCUCCACCCGCUCGGCAGCUAUUUGCGUUUAGAAGUGUCCUUGGAAGAUACUGAGGCAGAUACCGUCACACUACGACUAUACCUAACCAACGAAUUCACCCUCAAGGUUUCUCCCACAAAAAACUUCCCGAAGGAAGAGCCCAUUGUCGAGUGUAGCUACCAGUCGGGUUUUGCUUUUGUUUGGACGGAAUCAGACGACGCACUAGCCGCUUUGUUGACCAGCUACAUAACAUUUGCAAGGAAAUUGGAUUCCGCAAUAACGAUGUUGCAAGCGUGCGAAGGUUUCGAGUUCAAGCUUGGAAAAAUCCGCAUUGACGACGAACAAACCGACUGCAUCGGGGCCCAAAUUUUUCUUGAGGGAUCCGAAGAGAAAUUUAUGCAACGCUUCGAGCCAGCUGUCACAGUGACCGACGCUCCAGCCAAGCAGCAAGAAGCCAAAACAAUCCAUUCAAUUCCGUGCAAAUUUGAGUACACUGGUCCCGCUAAUGUUCAAAGUUAUUUUCACAUCGAGCAAAAUGGUGAUGAUGGGUCUACCGUCAAGGCAAGUCUACGUGGUCGCGGUCUCGAAGGCGCGACGGUUUCGCUGCCCACAGGCUACGAGCUAGCCGUUUUGAAGCCACGUUCUGGUCAGGGUAACUCCCUCGAUGUCGAAGCGACAACCCGUUCGGUGCAACUAUGGGAAUGGGACCGAGUUGUUGGCGAGCGUUCUGCCCUAAACCGCGCGUUUGCCUACUUGCCGAUUGCGGAGGCUUUGGCUGCCGACGAU